Molecule: messenger RNA, 975 nt
Organism: Lachancea lanzarotensis
Lineage: Eukaryota; Fungi; Ascomycota; Saccharomycetes; Saccharomycetales; Saccharomycetaceae
Gene: ARC35
Product: LALA0S02e06788g1_1
Exons: 1
Coding region: 1-975 (324 amino acids)
Biological process (GO): Arp2/3 complex-mediated actin nucleation; actin filament polymerization
Cellular component (GO): actin cytoskeleton; Arp2/3 protein complex
Molecular function (GO): actin filament binding; structural constituent of cytoskeleton
Source: RefSeq, a predicted model, not a curated record
AUGCUUCACCUGAGACCUGAGAACUUACUGGUACAAAAAACGCUCACGGAAGCGUGGAAUGCAAAUGAAAACGGUGCUCCUUUAAGUUUAGAUAGAGUUAUCUCAGAUUUCGACUAUACUACACUACAUGUUUCCAAUACACCGGAAAACAAAACUGUGUUAUGGCUGAGUAUCAAGACCAAGGUGUGGCAAAGUGCCUUGAAAUGUGGAAACGGGUUUUUGGAACACCUAGAAAGCAAAUAUUCAAAUUUCCCCGGAAUCACACCAACUCAGCAACCGGAACAGGGCUACGAUUAUACGUUACAAGUGGACUUGGCUCAAUUGCAACCGGAGGCAAUGGUGCAGCUAUCGUUGCUCAAGAUCCACGUGAUGAGCUUUGCGUUCCAAUUGGCCUUCCAGGAGUUUUCUGUGCUAAGCCAACAGACGCAGGAUCCAUCUUCAUUUUCCGGAUCGAACGACACGGGCGUUUUGAGGCAUUUGCAGUACAGGGACGACGAAAGCAUCUAUAUCAAGCCCUCGAAUGACCGUGUAACGGUCAUAUUCGAGACCUUUUUCCAGGACGAAACCGACAAAGUGUUUGGCAAAGUGUUUUUACAAGAGUUCGUGGACGCUAGAAAGCGUAACCGGAGCAUCCAGUCUGCACCCCAGGUGCUGUUCUCGCACGAGCCUCCUUUGGAAACUGCGUCUGUGACUUCCAACCGUCGCACCGACAAAGAUAGAAGGUUCAUCACUUUUGUACUAUUCCCACGCCACUUCCAGACUCCAGAGCUGCAGUUUUCCUCGGUGUGCCAUCUGGCGCUGUUCCGCAACUAUUUCCACUACCAUAUCAAGUGUUCCAAGGCCUACAUGCACUCACGUAUGCGCUACAGAGUUGACUCUUUCAUCAAGGUUUUGAAUCGUGCUAAAGUGGGGGAAACUGACGAAUCUGAGCAACAAACACGCCGCACAAUCACAGGUAGAAAAAUGGUGUACUAG